Messenger RNA from Anopheles arabiensis, 1284 nucleotides. RefSeq lists its product as uncharacterized. The transcript has 4 exons. NCBI's taxonomy places the organism in Eukaryota, Metazoa, Arthropoda, Insecta, Diptera, Culicidae. The record is from RefSeq and is a predicted model, not a curated record. Bases 100 to 939 code for a protein of 279 amino acids.
CCACCACCAUCGACUUAAUCAGUAGUCGUUGUUCAAUCGACCUCACCAGAAGCACGAAACCUCGAGCUCUCGAGAGUGGGAGCGCCCAAAAAAAAAAAAAUGCAUUUCUUAACAGUUUUCACCCUGACGCUGUGCGGUGCACUGACCGUCGCGCGCGGCUGUGAUGUACCGCUGGCGCACUACAAAACGAUGCACUGCCAGCCGGUCGGCAACCGUCCGGACGGUUGCCCGGAAAGGUACGACUGCCCCUCGAUAACGGCGCACGACAGCAGCAAGUGUUACUUUAAUGGCAAAACGUACGACAUCGAUCAGCCCGUGCCGGACGCGGAGGUGUCCCAGUUUUGCUCUGCCGCCUGCUACUGCCGAUCCGCUAAUCCGAUUGCUAAAUUCCGCUGCGUGCACGUGGACUGUGCGGAGUUUUUCAAGCGGUUCGAUUACGACAACUGCGUGCGCCAGUACAGCCCGCAGAGCUGCUGCUCGACCGGUACGGUGUGCGGGGAGGAGCGCAAGAAGCUGGCGACGUGCGAGCUGGAGAGCGAAAUCUACCGGGAAGGCCAACGUAUGCGCUUCAAGGGUAACCAGUGCCGGACGUGCAUCUGUACCGCCGGGUUUAAUGCGACCGCGAUCGAGCAGGAUCCGAACUGCGUGGAGACGGUGUGCGGGUUCGAGCUGUUCGAGGAGAAGCAGGUGUAUGGCGGUGGCAUCCCGGUGUACAAGCCGGACGGCUGCUGCCCAUGGGAGUGGCGAAUGCCAAAACAAACGGAUACCGUUGUGAAGGGCACCGGCAGUAAGCCGGCCACUGAUCCGAAGCUACAGUGCAAGUACGGCAGCCUCACGCUCGAUGUGGGAGACUCGCUCGACAUACAGCAGAGGGCCGAGGGACAGAAGUUGUCCUGCAGCUGCCAGGUGCCACCGUUAAUGCACUGCAUGCUGAACUAAAGGACGUCCAACACGAGUGAAAAUAUACAAUCAAUAACCAUUAUCAAGCUAAAAGCGUGCAUACAGAGUUUUCCAGGGGUUCUCAUAGCUGUGGGGCACUUUGUUGCGUCCUUGAAAUGAAUCUAAUGUGAAUUGGAAUCUAUGGCACCCUUGUUAGACAAAUCCAAUAGGAAUUUUCAAGGAGCCAUAUGAAGUUCACUUCCCAGAAGAAAAAGUCUAGGAAGUGUCCCACAGCUAUGAGAACUCAUGGAAAACCCUAUAAAACCGCCAUGCAUUUGUCAUGCGAUCGUUUUUAAAGCUUUUUAUUCAGUAAUAAUUGUAAUAAAUGUCACAUAUCACGCUCAA